AUGGAUUUUAGUCAAGAAGUAGAACGUGAUUCAAAAGCUCAUCUUUUUCCUGAUGAAGAUUCUGCUUCAGGAACAGAAACAUCUGCUGAGGAAGAUGAAAUGAACACUACUGCUCUCACUGAGAACACAUCCCAGAAUAUUAGUGUGAAUACCAGCAUAAUCAAAAAGAGAGAUACUUUGGCUAGUGUUCCGGGUGAAAGUGUUAAUCUUGAUAGUAGUUAUGAUAGGCAACAGCUCAUAAUGUGGGCUAGCGAAUUAGAAUUGGAAUUUAGGGAAUUCAGAAACAAGUCUGCAGAGAUUAAGUCGGCAAUCUCGAACGCAACAACAAGGAUAAACAGAACAUCAAGAGAAGUUGCUAAAAAGAUGGAGAUUAUAAAUAAGAAGAUAGCUUAUAUUGAGAGAUUUUAUCCAACUGAAGGUGUCAAAAGAACAACGGGACAAAUUUCCGAAGAAGCCAUUUCCUCAUUGAAUAAAACCAUCAAAUCAUUGGAAAGCAAAAUUGACGGCCUCGUUAAAGGAGAUUCUCCUGAGGAUGAAACAAAUCCAGCUAAAAGAACUAGAAGUGGCUUUUGCUACGAUAAGACUUCACCAGUAUAA
Messenger RNA from Brettanomyces bruxellensis, 597 nucleotides. RefSeq lists its product as uncharacterized. The coding region runs from base 1 to 597 and encodes 198 amino acids. NCBI's taxonomy places the organism in Eukaryota, Fungi, Ascomycota, Pichiomycetes, Pichiales, Pichiaceae. The transcript has a single exon. The record is from RefSeq and is a predicted model, not a curated record.